AUGGAUACCAACAAAGAUCAUAUCCAACCCACUACCACAAAACACACGAAGACCAACAACAAGGAAGCGGGCAAUCCUGCCUCCAUCAAUAUGACCGCAUUGUUUGCAGCAAUGCCACAACCACCAGCACCCUCGACUUCCUGGAGUCUCGUAGAGCCUAGGAAGAAGAAAAACAGGAAGCGGAGGGAAAGACAACGCAGGUCUAGGACCAAAGAUAGACAAACAAAAGGGGGAACUGGCAACAGUGAACCCGACACAGAGGAGAGUGAGCGGUACACCACCGACGGGGACACGCCAGCUGCUGCUCCUGGAGGUACCGGGAAACCGACUGGGGGACACCAGAGCGCGGCAAAACCCACACCGGGCAAUGCUGCGCCGGUGAAAGCCAGCACGGGACCCGCGGGCUCCUAUCGCAGCGGCACAGGCGGGUGCCCAGCGGGGGGAGGGCGCACAUCCAACCUCUCUCACAACAUCAAAACAGUGGGGGGCCCGAAAACGGUCAAAGAUGCUGGAGUACGCGUAGCUCCGGGUCACAAGGGCGGUCCCAGCGGCCAAUCGGCCCUGGAAACUGCCCGCCCGUCGAGCUCAAGCGGAAAAAGCUCUGGCGCACAGGUCUCCUCCAAGACAAAAACCACACAUAAACAAAAGGCCCCAACCAAGCAAACCCAACGCCAGCUGCUAUCUAGUCGGCCACGCCUAAACAGCGGCACAAGCGAAGGGGAAACCUCGGAGGGGGGCCAAACAAACAAACCCAACAAGAGGGACCGACUAGACGACACCAUCUCACCGAAGGUGUCAUCGAAACGUCCCCGAACAACCCACACGAGAAGGGAUGGAGAGGGUAGCUACGCACAGGCGACACUAACUCACCUGAACGUGGCUAUCACCACCAACCCCCGGACAGACCUAACGGAAAAGGAAGCAACAGACAUCAAAGACCAACUACAGAAGGCCAUCUUCACUGUAGCUGGUAACCACAAGGGCAUACCAUCUAACAUACCCUUCGCUCCCAUAUUCCUCGGCCGCACCACCUUACACGAAGGAGUGCUGAAGCUGAAGUGCAGGGACGAUGAGACACUAGCCUGGCUGAAAGGGAUCGUCCCGACGUUCAAGGCCCCGAGGGAAGGUUUUUGCCUCACCCUCAUCGAACAACGACAGCUAAGGCCCAAAGUCAAAGCCGCCUUAUACGUACCCGACUACCAAGGGGACGCAGACUUCCUUCACAAAAUUUUAAUGAGCCAAAAUCGAUACACAUACGCUGUCAGCUCAUGGCAGCUAAUACACUACGAUGUAUCUAUUGAGAUUAGGUUAAUAAACAAGACUUCUAAUGAAAAGUUUAUUUAUAUUCACACUUGCACAGUAAGUAGACAC
Molecule: messenger RNA, 1371 nt
Organism: Brenthis ino (lesser marbled fritillary)
Lineage: Eukaryota; Metazoa; Arthropoda; Insecta; Lepidoptera; Nymphalidae
Source: the annotation of a GenBank genome assembly